AUGGCCGACAAUCGGGAAUCAGCUGUGGCCGAACGUCCGUGUGGCCCCAACGAGCAGCGCCUUCAAUACUCCUACGAAUUCUCCUAUUUCAUUCGUCCAACGGGAGAUUUUGACCCCGAAGACUAUUCGAAGCAUGUCCGUGCAAUCGCCACCGCCAACAGUGUACAACAGUUUUGGGACGUCUAUUGUCAUCUCAAGAGGCCAUCAGAUUUCACUCAAAAAGCUGAUCUCCAUUUUUUCAAAAAAGGAAUCAAACCCGUUUGGGAAGCCGAUGAUAACAAGAAAGGCGGAAAAUGGAUUCUCCGAAUCAAAAAGGGUCUCUGCUCUCGAAUCUGGGAGAAUUUGCUAUUGGCGAUGAUCGGCGAGCAAUUCUUGGUGGCUGAUGAGAUUUGCGGGGCAGUGUGCUCGGUGAGAAAUCAAGAGGAUAUCGUCUCGUUGUGGAAUCGAACAGCCGACGAUCCGGGUGUCCGCAAUCGUAUCCGUGACUCGCUUCGUCGAGUGCUCAACUUGCCAGCAAACACCGUGCUCGAGUAUAAACGACACGAUGAUUGUCUCAAAGAUCAAAGCAGUUACCGUCAUACGAAUGUUGAUAUCGGACAUCGGGCACCUCGA
Messenger RNA from Mesorhabditis belari, 612 nucleotides. NCBI's taxonomy places the organism in Eukaryota, Metazoa, Nematoda, Chromadorea, Rhabditida, Rhabditidae. The record is from the annotation of a GenBank genome assembly.